AUUUCGAAAUCCCAAUCGCUCCGCCUCAACUUGCAAUGGGUUCCAUGGACAACUUCGCCUGGAGCGAAGUCUCACCUGGCCGAUGGGAGAGAGACAUUGACGAGAUCGAGAACUUCUACCUCGCUCUCGAUAGACAGUACGCUGAAACUGGUCGCCACUACUUCGCAAUCAUGGGCCAUGUCUCAAUAAGCAUGGAAGUCCCAUCUCAUCAACAGUCGGAAGUGUGCGAGCGUGAACUCGAACGUGCGUUACAGGCAGCAUGGGUCCGUUUGCGUUUCGACCAUCCCACGAUAGCUUCUUGGGUCGAGUAUACCGGACGGCAGCCUCGCAAGGUGUAUGAAUGUGGCGGACCGCAACCUGAUAGACAGGAAUCCCUCGAGAACUGGCUCGACAGCACUUUUAGAUCCGUCUCCACCAACAUGACUGGUCUCGAGUGGUGUAACGCCGAUCAACCUUUGCCAGCAUUGUCAACGCUGUUUGUU
Molecule: messenger RNA, 482 nt
Organism: Scutellospora calospora
Lineage: Eukaryota; Fungi; Glomeromycota; Glomeromycetes; Diversisporales; Gigasporaceae
Source: the annotation of a GenBank genome assembly